This is a messenger RNA of Suillus discolor, 1098 nucleotides long. RefSeq names its product peptidase M22 glycoprotease. The transcript is spliced from 8 exons. Gene Ontology annotation, cellular component: cytoplasm; EKC/KEOPS complex. Gene Ontology annotation, biological process: tRNA threonylcarbamoyladenosine modification. The coding region runs from base 1 to 1098 and encodes 365 amino acids. NCBI's taxonomy places the organism in Eukaryota, Fungi, Basidiomycota, Agaricomycetes, Boletales, Suillaceae. The record is from RefSeq and is a predicted model, not a curated record.
AUGCCAGGCCGUCGUCGCGAGUCUCCGCUCAAGAAUCCAAGCAGGGCCUAUAUCGCACUAGGAUUAGAGGGGUCAGCUAACAAACUCGGGGCAGGAGUCAUCAAACAUGCUGUCGACGGAUCGACCGAAGUGCUCUCUAACGUUAGGCACACUUACAUCACACCUCCUGGGGAGGGAUUUCUCCCUCGAGAUACUGCCCAGCACCAUCGAGAAUGGGCGUUAACGGUGAUUAAAGAUGCAGUUGCAAAAGCUAAGAUUACGAUGCAUGACCUCGACUGUAUAUGUUAUACCAAAGGCCCUGGCAUGGGUGCACCUCUGCAGUCUGUUGCUCUAGUUGCUCGCACCCUCUCAUUGUUGUACGAGAAGCCCCUUGUUGGUGUCAAUCAUUGUGUCGGACAUAUUGAAAUGGGACGGCAAGUCACUGGAGCUCAGAAUCCAGUGGUACUAUACGUGUCUGGUGGCAACACACAGGUCAUCGCAUAUUCACGGCAAUGCUACCGGAUCUUUGGAGAAACACUCGAUAUAGCUGUUGGAAACUGCCUUGACAGGUUUGCCAGAGUAAUAAACCUGAGCAACGACCCAAGUCCAGGAUAUAACAUUGAGCAAGAGGCGAAGAAGGGAAAACGACUCGUCCCGUUACCUUACACUACCAAGGGGAUGGAUGUUAGCUUGUCUGGCAUACUGACUUCGAUCGAAGCCUACACAUCUGACCGUCGGUACCGGGCUCAAGGCGAACCUGAUGAAGAGUCAGAAGAUAUUAUCAGGCCCGCGGAUCUCUGUUUCUCCCUUCAAGAGACGGUGUUCUCCAUGCUUGUUGAAAUCACAGAACGAGCGAUGGCUCAUAUCGGGAGUAGAGAGGUUCUUAUCGUCGGAGGAGUUGGCUGUAAUGAACGACUGCAGGAAAUGAUGGGCAUCAUGGCACAAGAGCGAGGUGGAUUGGUGUUUGCAACCGAUGAGCGUUUCUGUAUCGAUAACGGCAUCAUGAUUGCUCAGGCUGGUCUACUGAGCUACCGCAUGGGAUAUCAGACACCUCUUGCAAAGAGCACCUGUACGCAAAGAUUCCGGACCGACGAAGUGCAUGUCGCAUGGCGACCCUGA